This is a messenger RNA of Condylura cristata (star-nosed mole), 3551 nucleotides long. It is a transcript of the gene KCNB2, whose product is annotated as potassium channel, voltage gated Shab related subfamily B, member 2. The transcript has 3 exons. Gene Ontology annotation, molecular function: protein binding; delayed rectifier potassium channel activity. Gene Ontology annotation, biological process: protein homooligomerization; potassium ion transmembrane transport. Bases 590 to 3310 code for a protein of 906 amino acids. The record is from RefSeq and is a predicted model, not a curated record. Gene Ontology annotation, cellular component: voltage-gated potassium channel complex; membrane. Lineage: Eukaryota; Metazoa; Chordata; Mammalia; Eulipotyphla; Talpidae.
CCCGCGGGCCGCAGCAGCCAGAGCCGAGCGGCAACUCUCCGGCCCGCGCGUCUGGCUUUCCCGGCUCCUUCCGCACGGCGAGCUCAGCCGCGCUCGAUUUUUCCUUUUCUAUCCCAGCCCUCUCUUGUCUGGGCGAACGCGGCGGCAGGGGGAUGGGGACCCGCGUGGGGAAGGGGGUGAAGAUCGAUGAAGAUUAUUGUUCUUUUUAAGGAUGCCUUAGCUUCCUCCCGCCGCCUCGCCUCCGAGUCUUCUUACUAGAGACCUUGAACCCGAGUCAGGGAUGUAAAGAGAGGGGGGAAAAAACGCCGGGAGCUCCAGCCAGCCGGGGAGACCCUCCUCUCCGUGGAGGGGAGGGGGAUUUCCAGCGACAGAUCAUUGGCGAAGGGAAUCGUCGCAGGGAGAGGAGCCCCGGAGGGAGCGGGGAAUCCCACAGCUCUUUGUGGUGCCCGAACCCAUGUCGCCUGCUGAGAGGGUCUGUGGGAGCUAGUUUUGUCUGUGGAAAUGCCUGUGUCAGAAGGGCACUGCUUCAGCUGACUUGCUCGGCUCUUUCUUUUGAGGACCCUGGCUCUGGGGCUCUGUCCAGUUCAAAAUGGCAGAAAAGGCUCCCCCAGCCUUAAACAGGAAGACUUCCCGGUCCACACUUUCUCUUCCACCUGAACCUGUGGACAUUAUUAGGAGCAAAACAUGCUCCAGGAGAGUUAAAAUCAAUGUGGGGGGCCUCAACCACGAAGUACUGUGGAGAACGUUGGACAGGCUGCCCAGGACAAGGCUGGGGAAGCUUCGGGACUGCAACACACACGAGAGCCUCCUGGAGGUGUGCGAUGACUACAAUCUGAACGAGAACGAGUAUUUCUUUGAUCGACAUCCAGGAGCCUUUACGUCCAUUUUAAAUUUCUACCGGACAGGGAAACUCCACAUGAUGGAAGAAAUGUGUGCCCUCUCUUUUGGCCAAGAGCUUGAUUACUGGGGGAUUGAUGAGAUCUACUUAGAGUCCUGCUGCCAGGCCAGAUACCAUCAAAAGAAAGAGCAAAUGAAUGAAGAACUGAGGCGAGAGGCAGAGACUAUGAGAGAGCGGGAGGGAGAAGAGUUCGAUAACACCUGUUGUCCUGAGAAAAGGAAGAAACUGUGGGACUUGCUGGAGAAACCCAACUCGUCGGUGGCUGCAAAGAUUUUAGCCAUCGUAUCUAUCCUGUUCAUCGUACUCUCCACCAUCGCGCUGUCUCUCAACACGCUUCCGGAGCUUCAGGAAACGGAUGAAUUUGGACAGCCCAACGACAACCCCCAAUUAGCCCAUGUGGAAGCUGUGUGUAUCGCCUGGUUUACCAUGGAGUACCUUUUACGGUUCCUGUCCUCGCCAAAUAAAUGGAAAUUCUUUAAAGGCCCACUAAAUGUCAUUGAUUUGCUGGCCAUCUUGCCAUACUAUGUCACCAUUUUUCUUACGGAGUCCAACAAGAGCGUGCUGCAGUUCCAGAACGUGAGGCGGGUAGUGCAGAUCUUCCGAAUCAUGCGCAUCCUCAGGAUCCUGAAGCUUGCCAGACACUCAACAGGCCUGCAGUCUCUGGGGUUCACCCUCCGACGGAGUUACAAUGAGUUAGGCUUAUUGAUACUCUUUUUAGCUAUGGGGAUAAUGAUUUUUUCCAGCCUGGUAUUUUUUGCUGAGAAGGAUGAAGAUGCUACCAAGUUCACCAGUAUCCCAGCAUCGUUUUGGUGGGCUACCAUCACCAUGACCACUGUAGGCUAUGGUGAUAUUUACCCAAAGACAUUAUUAGGCAAAAUUGUGGGAGGCCUCUGCUGUAUUGCCGGGGUUCUGGUGAUCGCCCUUCCGAUCCCGAUCAUCGUGAACAAUUUCUCUGAGUUUUACAAGGAGCAGAAACGCCAGGAGAAGGCAAUCAAAAGGAGAGAGGCUCUUGAGAGGGCCAAAAGGAACGGAAGCAUCGUUUCUAUGAAUUUAAAAGAUGCCUUUGCUCGAAGUAUGGAACUGAUAGACGUGGCCGUGGACAAGGCAGGAGAGUCAGCCAACACAAAGGACUCGGCUGAUGAUAACCACCUCUCUCCAAGCCGGUGGAAGUGGGCCAGGAAGGCUCUGUCAGAAACGAGCUCCAACAAAUCUUAUGAGAAUAAGUACCAGGAGGUUAGCCAAAAAGACUCCCACGAACAGCUGAACAACACUUCUUCCUCCAGCCCACAGCAUCUGAGUGCCCAGAAACUGGAGAUGCUAUACAAUGAAAUCACAAAGACACAGCCUCACUCUCACACGAACCCAGACUGCCAAGAACAGCCCGAGAGGCCAUCUGCGUAUGAAGAAGAGAUAGAAAUGGAAGAAGUAAUCUGUCCGCAGGAUCAGCUGGCCGUGGCACAGACCGAGGUCAUCGUGGACAUGAAGAGCACCUCCAGCAUCGACAGCUUUACCAGUUGUGCCACCGACUUCACAGAGACUGAGAGAUCGCCCCUGCCACCUCCCUCCGCUUCUCACCUGCAGAUGAAGUUCCCACCGGAUCUCACUGGGAUAGAAGAGCACCAAAGAGGCAGGGGACCCCCAUUUCUAACACUAAUCAGAGAGAAAGGGGCUGCGACCAGGGAUACCGCUCUGGAGUAUGCUCCAUUGAACCUCGAUGCUAGUGGUUCCCAAAGUGGACCUCAUGGCCCUCUGCAGUCUGACAGUGCCUCUGACAGCCCUAAGAGCUCCCUCAAAGGCAGCAACCCACUUAAGUCCCGGUCACUCAAAGUGAACUUUAAGGAAAACAGAGGCAGUGCACCCCAGACUCCGCCCAGCACAGCCAGGCCACUGCCCGUCACCACAGCUGACUUUUCCCUCACCACCCCUCAGCUCAUCAGCACCAUCCUCUUGGAAGAAAACCCCGCCCCAGGAGACAGACCUCUGCUGGGCGCUGAGGUUUCAACACUUUGUCAGGGACCUUCCAAAGGGCUGACCCCUCGGUUCCCCAAGCAGAAACUGUUUCCUUUCUCGAGAGAGAGGAGGAGCUUCACUGAAAUAGACACAGGCGACGAUGAUGAGUUCUUGGAGCUCCAAGGGACAAGUCAGGAAAAGCAGGCAGGCUCCAGCCCAAAUUGCUUUGCAGAUAAGCCUAGUGAUGGAAGAGACCCUUUAAGAGAAGAGGCCUGUGUGGGCUCUUCCCCUCCCCAGGACACCAGUCACAACUGUAGGCAAGACAUUUACCAUGCUGUGGCUGAAGUCAAAAAGGACAACAGCCAAGAAGGUUGCAAAAUGGAAAACCACUUGUUUGCCCCAGAAAUUCAUUCCAACACAGGAGACACAGGUUAUUGCCCCACACGUGAAACCAGCAUGUGACUAGUUAUAAAAGCAAUAAAAAAACAAAACUUGUUUCUUAAAAAUGAGGUUAAUAAUGCCUGUGAAAUAAAACAUGGAAAGCCCCGCCCCCCACAAAAAUUGCAUAAAAUGUUAUUUUUGCAUGGCAUGAACAGUUUAGUCUAAGUACUGUUUAAAUAAAAGUCGAGACUGCAUUUUGUAACAAACAAACAAAAUGACUGAAGAACAGUGAACAAAUAAAGAGAGCUCUAUUAGGAACCAA